GCAGCAGGGCUUCUAGUUCGGCCACUGGUCCCCGCCAACGCGCUCUUUUUUCUUCUCUGCCGUCUCCACCACCACCCUUUUCUUCCUCUCCAUCCUCGUCCGCCGCAAUUGCGAUCCUCCUCCUGCCGUCCAGCCAUCGCGCCAUUCCUAUCUUUCUACUAGAAGCAGGAAUUUUAGAGACCGUGGUUUGAAUCUUAAAAAGUAAAAGAGGGAAUUAUGGAAGAAAAAGUCAGCUGAAAUGGGAAUCAUGGAAAUUUCCCUGUGGGAGUUUUCUACGCAAUUAAAUGGUGGUUUCAAGCUUUAAUUUCUGAGAAGCAUAUAAGGCCUCCGAUUCUUUGGUUCUCUUUUUCGUAAAUGGAAAAAGAAGCUUCAGAGCGACGAAGCUCCAAGAAGGCCAAGAGAGAUGAAAACUUCAAUUACACAAUCGGUGAAUUUGCUGUUCAGUGUUAUAAGUGCUUCAAAUGGAGACUGAUACCCACAAAAGAUGAGUAUGAAACUAUUCGACACAAUUUUAUUGAGGACCCUUGGUACUGCAACAAGAACCCAAAUGUUACUUGUGAUGAUCCUGGUGAUUUAGAGUGUGAUGAAACUCGAAUAUGGAUGAUUGAUAAGCCCAACAUCCCUAAACCACCAGCCGGAUUUGACAGGAACAUAGUCUUGAGGAAGGAUUACUCAAAAUCCGAUUCUUUCUAUGCGACUCCAACAGGGAAGAAGGUGAGAGCUCCUGCUGAGGUUGAGAAGUUCCUUGAAGCAAAUCCUGGAUAUAGAGAUGCUGGAGUGUCUGUUUCUUCUUUCAACUUCUCAGUUCCAAAAAUGAUGGAUAACAAUCAGAAGGCCGCCAAUGUCACACCUGGCAGUGGUAAGAAAAAAUAAGCUUGAAGAAAGUGCUAUGUUCUAAUGUUGUAUUCAAUUUUGGACUGGCAAUCCCAUUUUGCAUUGACGCCUUCUCCUGGAUUUGUCUGUAAGAUGUACUUCUAAUCAAGCAACACAUCCCAUUUUGAGUUCAUUCCAAACUCUUUUUGACGCCUUCUCCUGGAUUUGUCUGUAAGGACUUCUAAUCAAGCAACACAUCCCGUUUUGGGUUCAUUCCGAACUCUCUUUUAUUCCUUUUUCUACCAUUUGUCUGUAAGAUGUACUUGUAAUCGAGAGACGUCAAGAUAUGUAUCUCUUGUUUGACAGUGAGAGAACUUAACAACAGUUCAGUCUCUAUGCAUCUACCGCUCA
Messenger RNA from Nymphaea colorata (pocket water lily), 1224 nucleotides. RefSeq names its product methyl-CpG-binding domain-containing protein 4-like. NCBI's taxonomy places the organism in Eukaryota, Viridiplantae, Streptophyta, Magnoliopsida, Nymphaeales, Nymphaeaceae. The transcript has 2 exons. The coding region runs from base 355 to 873 and encodes 172 amino acids. Gene Ontology annotation, molecular function: DNA binding; zinc ion binding. The record is from RefSeq and is a predicted model, not a curated record.